AUGCCGAUCAAUCAGAAAUACUUCAACGCCUCACUGUUGCUGUUUCGUAUUCUCUAUCAAAUGGGCAGAAGGGCAGUCUUCCCCGGAUCCAACUCAGGCGAUGAAGGACAGCAAGAUCUGGAGUCGUGGCAGUUGCGUCCAAAAUCACUUCGCACCGUGAUUGUGCCAGAGUCACCGACUAGGACGUGCGCCAUCAAUCUCUACGGGUUGCCAAGAGCCUUUGAAUCCCUUGCUUUACCGACACUCAUAAAGAACGUGAUUCGUCCCAAUGCUAUCAAUGGUUGCGACUACUUUGUGCACUACUAUUACUUGACAGAAGAAAUGCCGGGGCGGUCCGGCGAAGGAGGUCGCAUAAAUCCAAAUGAGGUAGUGAAGUUGAAGCAAGCAGUUCAAGAGUUCUCUCCAAAGUCAGUUAUUCAAUUUCGCUACGAUAAGGAACAGGCCUUUUGGGAUCAAUAUCAACCGCUUAUUGACAAAAUCCGAGCAAGCAACGAUACGGAUGGAAAAUUCUUAUACUUUCCGUGGCGCAGCCCAUCGUAUGUAUACCCAAUCACUACUGAUAACAUUGUUAAGAUGUGGCACAGCAUUCAGUCAGCGUGGAGUUUAAUGACGCUGUACGAGACUCUGACAACCCGAAAAUUUGACAGAGUUGCGAUGCUACGCUUGGAUGUCGUCUACAUUACACCAAUCAACGUAUUUCAAGUGAAUCGACGAGAGGUUGGCAAGAAUGAAAAAGUGGCCUUAAUACCUGGCUUUGGACGUCAUCCCGUCAGCGAUCGUUUGAUUAUUGGACCACGAGAGGCGAUCGAAAUUUGGGCGUCGCAGCGAUUUGAUCGUCUCGAGGAGCACGUGAAGUUCGUACACGAGAAGCAUCCGGGCUGGGGUAUGCAUUCCGAAAUGUUUCUCCAUUGGACAAUCUUCCCGGCCAUUCGAGACACUGGGACGAGCAUCGUGGAAGACGACAGUUUGUGCUUUUUUCGGGCGCGCGCCGACGAGUCGGUAUGGGUUAGUGAUUGUGGUGGGAAACCGGAGUAUGCCAAAACCUCCAUUUUGAAGAAUCUUGGUGGGGACAAAGUUGAAGUAUUGGAAUCGGUACUCGGACGGAAAUGCCGAGGCGAAGCUCAGAAUCUUUCUUGGUCCUUUGUAGCCCUGGGCUGUCCAGCAGGGUAG
Molecule: messenger RNA, 1170 nt
Organism: Phaeodactylum tricornutum CCAP 1055/1
Lineage: Eukaryota; Bacillariophyta; Bacillariophyceae; Surirellales; Neidiaceae
Exons: 2
Coding region: 1-1170 (389 amino acids)
Source: RefSeq, a predicted model, not a curated record